Pestalotiopsis fici W106-1 is the source of this 969-nucleotide messenger RNA. RefSeq lists its product as uncharacterized. The transcript has 2 exons. Gene Ontology annotation, molecular function: transferase activity. Lineage: Eukaryota; Fungi; Ascomycota; Sordariomycetes; Amphisphaeriales; Sporocadaceae. The coding region runs from base 1 to 969 and encodes 322 amino acids. The record is from RefSeq and is a predicted model, not a curated record.
AUGGCUGCCGCUUCUGUCAUGAUCCCCAUCUCCGCCAUCAACGGCACCCUGCCUCCCAGCGCUCUGGUCCAGCACUCUCCCCGCCACGGCCGCAGCCGGGCCGCCAGCAUCAAGGGCAAGAACCGCUACAAUGUCCUGGAGAACCGGGACGGCGCCAUUAUCAAGGCCGUGGCCUUUGUCAUGAAGCGUGCCAUUCGCCAGAGCGAGCUCGACGCCGAGAGCGGGGAUGAUGAUGAAGAGACCGACGAGGACGAGGAGACGGACCGUCUCGUCUCCUCGGACGACGGUUGGGUCAUGCUCCCGGAUCUGCUCCAGCACUCGCGCAUCACUGACCUCCGCGUCACUGUUUCCGACAUUCAACGCAUCGGCGCCAACGCCACCAAGGCCCGCUUCGAGCUCCGGCAGCAGAAGCAGCAAGCCGGCGAAGACGCCGCAUCCUCUUUCCAGAUCCGCGACACCCACAAGCGGCGGGACAGCGUGCAGGCGCCGCCCAUUAUCGUCGAGGGCGAGCCCCUCUCGGCCGACGCCGAGGAUCUCCCCGAGUACGUCGUCUACGAGACCUCGUACGAGGCUUACCCGCACAUUGUAGCCUCCGACGGCAUCCAGCGGGCCGCUGGCGCCUCGUACAUAUCCUUUUCCCCAAUUGUUGCUGGCGCCGCCGCCAGCGACGCCGACGUCGGCAUCUGGGUCCACUUGCGCACGGCGCUCGAGGCCGAGCCGGCCCUUGUCUGGCAGCGGACCGCCUCGGGUGCCGUAGUCACGGCCAACGAGGUAGUGCCCAAGUCCCUCUGGAAGCGGGCUGUGGCGCGCCGCCAGGACAUUGGCCUCCUCUUUGAGGACGGCGAGGUCCGCAAGGAGGUGCCCGAGGCCCUUCGUGGCAAGGGAUCCAAGGGCAAGGCCAAGAAGGGCAAGGGCUCCUUCAAGAGCCGAGGAGGUGAGGAGGCCUCGGACAGCGCCAGCGACGAGUAA